AUUAUGGUUUUCUAAAUGUUGCCUUUUGUCUACUGUGUGUGUGUGUGUGUGUGUGUGUGUGUGUGUGUUGAAGACUAUUACAGACCACUAUUAGUCUAUAACAGCCCAGUAUUAGACUAUGACAGCCCAGUAUUAUCAGUGGAUAGGACCCCUUUGUUACCAGAACAUCCCAUGCCAACAUUCACGAGCCAACCUAAAACUCCGCCCACUACUACCCCUGCAGUGAGUGUUGUGAGGUUCUUAAUUUCUGCUCAGCCUAAACAGAUCUGCUACAACAUGCCUGUAGGACACAAACUCCAACUCUUUCUGGACGGCUCAUCAGAUAUCUCUAUAAAUGGGCAACUCUCAGAAAAAGGCUUUACGCUAGUUGCUAUUCAUUAUAAAACAGCAAAGCUUCUUGUGAGUCCUAAUGAAAGUGUCUACUCUGAAGGAGAGAACAGUGUGAAGUUUGUGUGGGGGCAGCCAGAGCCCAGCAGUCAUGAGUCACAGAACAUGUCAAUAUUUCAAAAGACCAACGAGUUAGACGUCACCAUGGGAACUGUGCGCGUCGUUGUCCUCAUUCAUAUGAACAGUGGAGAUGUUUUUCUGUGGCCCGUUGUUCAUAAACAAGGAAAAGAUUCUAACUUUAGAGGCAUUCUGGGAAAAAACGAUCUUCACUAUGAAGAGCUCCAAGGAUCAAAGCUGAAAAUCAAUGACCAGGAAGUUGAUGCAACGCUGAGCUCUGCCAAAGACUACAGAUUUGCUGCUGCCCCUAGUGUGGAAUGUUGGCUUGUACCAUUCCAGUCUGCCCUCCAGGGGGAGCUCUCUGACUUCACUGUGUCACAGCUGUAGAAACUCCAUCUGAAAUCUGGGAAUCUUAUUUUCAGCUGAAUGCUGGUUUACUGCUAAAUACAGUGAAUUUAGCCUAAAACAAAUCAUCUGUCAGAGUACAGAAAAUAAUUAUUAUUGUUAGAUAAGAUGAGAGAUAAGAUGCCCAAAAUACUGACCCCUGUGUAGUUCAUUCCAAAGACCUGUUUAAUUUAGAUGGAGGAAACUAAAAAUAGAUGAAAUAGCCUUGUAGCUAUUAUACUUGUAUUCUUAGUCAGACUUCAUCAAAACUCUCUGAAAAACAGACACAAACAUUCUUUAUUAAAAAUAGCAAAUGAA
Tachysurus vachellii is the source of this 1146-nucleotide messenger RNA. RefSeq lists its product as uncharacterized. The record is from RefSeq and is a predicted model, not a curated record. The coding region runs from base 16 to 831 and encodes 271 amino acids. The transcript has 9 exons. Lineage: Eukaryota; Metazoa; Chordata; Actinopteri; Siluriformes; Bagridae.